AUGGGUGUAUUGAAUGCUCUUCGAAGGGGCCUUGUGAGAGGAGCAGAUCGUAUGGCUGAAUUCACCAGCAAGCGUGGCUCAAGGACUCACUACAAAGGCAGAGGGGCACAGCCAACGGGAGUACUAACCUCCAGCAGAAAAUUUGUUCCAGUACAGGCAAUGAUUCCUCAGUUUGUGGUGCCAAACUUGGAGGGAUUCAAACUCAAGCCCUACGUGUCGUACCGCACCCCGACUGGAACGGAGCCCGCUGUCACCCCUGAGGGUCUGUUCUCUGAGACUGUGGCCCCACAGAUCCAGAAAGACUUUGAGGAAGGCUCCUUUGAUAAGGAACAGCUGGAGAAAUACGGGUUUGAACCCACACAGGAAGGAAAGUUAUUCAAACUCUACCCCAAGAACUUUAUACGAUAAGUAGUCCACCAAAUCUGAUCCACCUGGAACUCUGAGCGUUAAGGAUCAUUGACUUAUUUAGUUUGUGUUGGGAGGUCAGGAGGUUGUUUUACUGGACCCUGGUGUAUUAUGAAUGUGCUUGCUGAAAGUACUAGUAUAUGCACUUCUUAUUUAAACAUGUAUAUUAUGUUUUGGUCUAUUUUUUUUUUUUGACCUCAAUAUGCAUGUUGGCUACAGGUUAUUCGAAUGUAGUCGAGGUUUGCACUAAGCAAAAUCAUUGCUUAGUGCAAAAUGCUUACUUACGAGCCCUUAACCAUCAAUGGAGUUUAAAAAAAAUCCAGAUAAGAAAUAACAAUAAGUAAUUAAAGAGCAGCGGUAAAAUAACAAUAGUGAGACUAUAUACAGGGGGGUACCAGUGCAUAGUCAAUGUGCGGGGGCACUGGGUUAGUUGAGGUAAUAUGUACAUGUAGUUAGAGUUAUUAAAGUAACUAUGCAUACAUAACAACAGAGUAGCAGCACUGUAAAAGGAGCCAUUUGAUUAGAUGUUCAGGAGUCUUAUGGCUUGGGGCUAUAAGCUGUUUAGAAGCCUCUUGGACCUAGGCUUGGCACUUUGUUACCGCUUGUUGUGCGGUAGCAGAGAGAACAGUCUGACGAGGGUGGCUAGAGUCGUUGGCAAUUUUUAUGGCUUCUUCUGACACCGCCUGGUAUAGAGGUCCUGGAUGGCAGGAAGCUUGGUCCCAGUGAUGUACUGAGCUGUUUGCACUACCCCCUGUAGUGCUUUGCGGUCAGAGGCCGAGCAAUUGCCAUACCAGGCAGUGAUGCAACAAGUCAGGAUGCUCUCGAUGGUGCAGCUGUAGAACCUUUUGAGGAUCUGAGGAUCCAUGGCAAAUUUUUCAGUGUAUAUAUACAAAGAAAUAAAUGUAACAUGUAAAGUG
Oncorhynchus masou masou (cherry salmon) is the source of this 1322-nucleotide messenger RNA. Its product is annotated as large ribosomal subunit protein mL41-like. The coding region runs from base 1 to 408 and encodes 135 amino acids. The record is from RefSeq and is a predicted model, not a curated record. Gene Ontology annotation, molecular function: structural constituent of ribosome. The transcript has a single exon. Lineage: Eukaryota; Metazoa; Chordata; Actinopteri; Salmoniformes; Salmonidae. Gene Ontology annotation, cellular component: mitochondrial large ribosomal subunit. Gene Ontology annotation, biological process: translation.